UUUUUUUUUUUAAAUUUUGGUGUGCUUUUUUUGGUCCGCUGGUUUUGCUGUUGUGCUCCGGGCACCAUGUCAAAUUCGGGCUCCCAUCAAGACACUGGGAACAAGCCAGAGACGGAAAAAAAUAACCAAGAUGACUCUCAACCCCCUGUCAACUCCGAGAGGAGGAACAAAAGUGGAAUAAUAAGUGAACCUUUGAACAAAAGUCUUAAGAAGUCCCGUCCACUCUCCCACUAUUCCACCUUUGGUAGCAGCAGCUCGGUAAGCGAACAUUCAGAGAAAGGCAACCCCUUAGCUAAUGGCAACGAUGCGACUGUGGAUAAAAGUCAUUCUACCUCAAAGCACAAAAACAUCUCUAGUAUGCUGAGCAAAUUAGACCGGGUGUCGGAGCUCUCCGCAGAAGGACAGACCGCCCUCCAACAGUUUGCUCAGUCGACAGAAAUGCUCAAAAGAGUGGUACAGGAGCAUCUUCCUCUAGCAGGCGACCACGGGACUGGUAUCUCUGACAUGGAGGCAGUCUCAGCUGCAGAGACAAUGAACGGCCCCUCUGAUUUUCCUUACCUGGGGGCUUUUCCCAUCAACCCAGGCCUUUUCAUUAUGACCCCUGCCGGCGUGUUUCUGGCAGAGAGCGCGCUCCAUAUGGCUGGGGUGGGUAUGCAGAAUGAGUUGGCAUCUGCCAUCAAUUCGGGGAAAAAGAAACGGAAAAGAUGCGGCAUGUGCCCGCCCUGCCGAAGACGGAUAAACUGCGAGCAGUGCAGCAGUUGUAGGAAUCGCAAAACUGGCCACCAGAUUUGCAAAUUCCGAAAAUGUGAAGAACUCAAAAAGAAGCCUUCUGCAGCACUGGAGAAGGUGAUGCUUCCUACAGGAGCCGCGUUCAGAUGGUUCCAGUAGGAACGGGAAUCCCAAAGCUCUGUCAUCCAAGUGCAAUGUCACUGCUUGCUUGUGUUGUCUCAGGCAAGGGAUUUUUGGCUGAAAUGAAUGGAUGCACCUGUGUCUCUUUAGAACCAAAAAUAUUUUCUCGCAAAUCUCAUUCCUGUUUUUAUAAUUUUUUUCUUUUUUUUUCUUUUUUUUUUGCGUUCAUUUUAACAUCUUCGAGUCCUAGUCAGACAUUUAACUGCUUUUCAAAUAAAAGACAAAAAAUAAUUAAAAGAAAAAAACAAUGGAUCUGUAAAGUACCAAGACUUAAUAGACAGAGUAUGGACAAUCAGUUUCUUUCUGUGUUUUGGUGUUGAUGUUGUUU
Acanthisitta chloris (rifleman) is the source of this 1237-nucleotide messenger RNA. Its product is annotated as CXXC-type zinc finger protein 5-like. The record is from RefSeq and is a predicted model, not a curated record. Lineage: Eukaryota; Metazoa; Chordata; Aves; Passeriformes; Acanthisittidae. Gene Ontology annotation, cellular component: nucleus. Gene Ontology annotation, molecular function: zinc ion binding; methyl-CpG binding.